Messenger RNA from Xyrauchen texanus (razorback sucker), 2906 nucleotides. RefSeq names its product syntaxin binding protein 2 (gene stxbp2). The transcript is spliced from 19 exons. NCBI's taxonomy places the organism in Eukaryota, Metazoa, Chordata, Actinopteri, Cypriniformes, Catostomidae. Gene Ontology annotation, biological process: intracellular protein transport; neurotransmitter secretion; vesicle-mediated transport. Gene Ontology annotation, molecular function: syntaxin-3 binding. Gene Ontology annotation, cellular component: plasma membrane; secretory granule. The record is from RefSeq and is a predicted model, not a curated record. Bases 47 to 1831 code for a protein of 594 amino acids.
UGCCUUCACAGCCCUGCUGGAAAUCUGUCAACAGGGAAGUGUCAAGAUGGCCCCGAGUGGACUAAAAGCGGUCGUAAAUGACAAAAUUCUCAAUGGUGUCAUCAAGAGUGUGAAGAAAGAUGGUGAAUGGAAGGUGCUCAUUGUUGAUCACAUGAGUAUGCGGAUUCUGUCUUCAUGCUGUAAAAUGUCAGACAUAAUGGCGGAGGGUGUUACAAUUGUGGAAGACAUUAACAAGCGGAGGGAGCCGAUACCUAGUCUGGAGGCCAUUUACCUCAUCUCCCCUGUGCCAAAGUCAAUUCAGUCCCUAACUGGUGAUUUCAAAGAGUCAGCCUUCACAUAUAAAGCAGCACAUAUCUUCUUCACUGACACUUGUCCAGAUGGGCUUUUUGCCGAGCUCGGGAGGUCAAGGGUUGCCAAGCUCAUCAAAUCUCUGAAGGAAAUUAAUGUUGCUUUCAUUCCAUAUGAAUCUCAGGUGUUUUCUUUGGACAACCCCAGCUCCUUUCACACUUUCUAUAGCCCAGCUCAGACUAUUCUAGAUGAAAGGACCAGGAUGAUGGAGGCCAUGGCUGAGCAGAUCGCCACACUCUGUGACACACUGAAGGAGUAUCCAGCCAUCCGCUACCGCAAGGGCCCAAAAGAGAAUUUCACCCUGGCAGAGAUGGUGAUGGACCGUCUGAAUGCACACAAGGCAGACAAUCCCAGUAUGGGAGAGGGCACGGACAAAGCUCGCUCUCAGCUGCUGAUUGUGGACCGUGGAUGUGACCCCAUCUCUCCUCUCCUGCAUGAGCUGAGCUUUCAGGCUAUGGUCUAUGAUCUUCUAGACGUCCAGCAAGACAUUUACAGGUACCAGACGGCAGGGAUUGGAGAGGCUAGAGAGAAGGAAGUGUUGCUGGAUGAGGAUGAUGAGCUGUGGGUGCAGCUUCGGCACAUGCACAUCGCAGAUGUUACCAAGAAGGUGACGGAGCUCCUGCGCACCUUCUGUGAGAGUAAGAGAAUGAACACAGACAAGGCCAACAUCAAAGAUCUUUCACAAAUGCUGAAGAAGAUGCCACAAUAUCAGAAAGAACUGAGCCUGUACUCCACUCAUCUGAACCUGGCUGAUGCUUGCAUGAAGAAGUUUAAGAAUACAUUAGACAAACUCUGUGAGGUGGAGCAGGACUUGGCAAUGGGGGCAGACGCGGAGGGGGAGACACUCAAAGAUGCCAUGAAAAGUAUUGUCCCUGUGCUUCUUAACACUGAGAUUCAACCCUUUGACAAAAUCCGCAUUAUACUGCUCUACAUUUUACAUAAGAAAAAGGGCAUUGGUGAAGAGAAUCUCACGAAACUCAUCCAGCAUGCCAACGUGCAGCAGGACAGGAACAUCAUCACCAACCUGCAGCACCUGGGCGUCCCCAUCAUCACUGGGGGUGCUAAUGCUGGUAAGACAUUGCCUGAUAGGAAAGAACGUACAGAAUCCACAUAUCAGCUCUCCAGAUGGACCCCCAUCCUUAAAGAUGUGAUGGAGAAUAUAAUUGAUGACAAGUGUGACAGAAAGCAGUGGCCGUUCCUGUCUGACCCCGCCCCCAUCACCACCACAGAUACGACAGUCAGCAGUGCACGGUUUGGACACUGGCACAAGAACAAGUCUGCCACAGAGUACCGCAGCGGCCCUCGCCUCAUCAUCUUUGUGAUUGGCGGCAUGACUCACUCUGAGAUGCGCUGUGCUUAUGAGGUGACCCGUGCCACCGAGGGCAAAUGGGAGGUUCUGAUUGGGUCGUCUCACAUUCUAACUCCAACCGACUUCCUGAAUGACCUGAAGAAGUUGGACCAGCCUACGUCAGCUGAGCAGUGAACCACCCAAAAGAUUCCUUCUAAUGGGUUCUGAUUUUAUGAAAUUACCAGUAAAAAGACACAUUUUAGAUCAAAUCACAAGGAACUAGCUUACUGACUAUUUGCUGUCUUUUAAAGUAGUUAUUUUAAUUACCUAACUUAAACUGGUGGCAUAUAUAUAUGUGGGUUUGUGUGUGUGUGAGUGUGUGAGUGUGUGAGUGUGUGAGUGUGUGAGUGAGUGUGUGAGUGAGUGUGUGAGUGAGUGUGUGAGUGAGUGUGUGAGUGAGUGUGUGAGUGAGUGUGUGAGUGAGUGUGUGAGUGUGUGAGUGUGUGAGUGUGUGAGUGUGUGAGUGUGUGAGUGUGUGAGUGAGUGUGUGAGUGUGUGAGUGUGUGAGUGUGUGAGUGAGUGAGUGUGUGAGUGAGUGUGUGAGUGAGUGUGUGAGUGAGUGUGUGAGUGUGUGAGUGAGUGUGUGAGUGAGUGUGUGAGUGAGUGUGUGAGUGAGUGAGUGUGUGAGUGAGUGAGUGAGUGAGUGAGUGAGAGUGUAUAUAUAUAUAUAUAUAUAUUUUUUUUUUUCAUGCUGUUGUUUACUGCUACUUAAUUUAAAUGAAGAAAGAAAAUAUAUGUGAGAAUGCUAUCAUUUGAAACCAUGUUCCCAAAGCCUCAUAUUUGUGCAAAUAUCUUGCCUUAACCUGUAUAAAUGUUAGUACUUGUAAGAUCUGAUUUUCAGAUAUGCACAUUGUAAUAAUUGAUCACACUGGAGACAUGCUGUUUCGACUACCUUGUUUAUUAUUGAGGUAUUAUCAUGCUACUACCUUCAGCUGGAAAGCUUCAGCAGACUUUUGUAACUUAUAACCAAAAAACAUUUGCAACAUAGAUUUGCAUUUGCAAUUUCCAGUUAUUUUUUUUUUUUUUGCCUCUUUUGGUGAAGGCAUGAAAUAAUUCAUCUCAGAUUUUAUUUUUAUGCUCUAAAUUGUGCACUUUUCUAUUCUACUGUUACGUUAUGGGUGUGUUUCACUGGGUCUUUUUGGUUGUUGUCUCGUUGUUAACAAUUCUAAAUAAACUUUGCAUAUACAUCAAUUUGACACAUUUCUGUAUU